GCCGACCCUGAGGCCCGGAGGGCAGUGUCUGGGGAGCGCGCCGCGCCGGUUCCAGGCCGGGGUCCGCGCGCACCGCGGAGAGGGAGGGGGAGCACCGAGGGGAGCGAAGUCUCGCGAGAUCACGCGGCAGCGGCGUCGGCGGCGGCGGCCGGGGAGGUUCACAAUAAAGGUGCUAAGAAAGAGAAUGUAAGACGGGAAAAUAAUUAAAUAUUUUUACGGAGAUUUUAUUUCAUUCAAAUAAGCGUUCCUUAAGGAGAAUCUCAUAUGACGCAGAGGCUCCCGUCCAGAAGGAGAGUUAAAGGACAGAAAUUUAACAAGUAACCUGGUGGAUUAGAGCUGCAACCAAGAGAGAAGGUUGAAGAACGCACAUCAACCUCACUGAGGGGAGCUGCAACCCCAAGGAUACAAACAAAAGUGUCUUCAGCAGGCCACAUUUAAGAGGUGUCUCAUAGUCCCUGUUACCAGUGGCUGGAACACCAUGGAUCACACCGGGACAAUAGACACAGAGGAUGAAGUGGGACCUUUAGCCCAUCUUGCUCCAAGUCCUCAGAGUGAGGCUGUGGCUCAUGAAUUCCAGGAACUUUCCUUGCAGCCCAGUCAGCACUUACCCUCUCUGAACGAAAGGAAGAAUGUGCUCCAGUUGAGGCUGCAGCAGAGGAGGACAAGAGAACAGCUGGUGGACCAGGGCAUCAUGCCACCUUUGAAGAGUCCAGCGGCAUUCCAUGAACAGAUCAAAAGCUUGGAACGAGCCAGAACUGAAAACUUUUUGAAACACAAGAUUCGGAGUCGACCAGAUCGUUCUGAACUUGUCAGGAUGCACAUUUUAGAAGAAACAUUUGCAGAGCCAUCCCUGCAGGCUACUCAGAUGAAGUUGAAAAGAGCUCGACUAGCAGAUGAUCUGAAUGAAAAGAUUGCUCAGAGACCUGGUCCCAUGGAGCUGGUAGAGAAAAACAUCCUUCCUGUAGACUCCAGUGUUAAGGAGGCAAUUAUAGGCGUUGGGAAGGAGGACUAUCCCCCUUCUCAGGGUGACUUCUCAUUUGAUGAAGACAGCAGUGAUGCUUUGUCUCCAGACCAGCCCGCGAGCCAGGAGUCGCAGGGGUCAGCUGCAUCCCCAAGUGAGCCAAAAGUUAGUGAAGCACCAUCUCCUGUGACUACCAGCACUACAGUCCAGUUUACUUCAGUGUCCCCAGCAGUUCCUGAAUUCUUGAAAACUCCUUCAACUCCAGAUCAGCCUCCCACAAGGUCCACAGCUCCUGUCCUCCCCACAAACACUGUGUGCUCAGUAAAGCCUGGCCCUGCACUAGUAAAGCAAAGCCAUCCCAAGACUCCAAAUGACAAACACCGUAGCAAAAAGUGCAAAGAUCCCAAACCACGGGUAAAGAAGUUAAAGUACCACCAGUACAUCCCACCGGACCAGAAGGGGGAGAAGAGCGAGCCGCAGAUGGACUCCAACUACGCCCGCCUGCUGCAGCAGCAGCAGCUCUUCCUGCAGCUGCAAAUCCUGAGCCAGCAGAAGCAACACUACAACUACCAGACCAUCCUGCCUGCUCCAUUCAAGCCACUCAGUGACAAAAAUAACAACAGUGGGAAUGCAGCUUUGAACAAUACCACACCUAACACACCAAGACAAAAUACAUCAGCUUCUGUGAGAAAGCCAGGACCUCUGCCUUCUAGCUUGGAUGACUUAAAGGUAUCAGAACUGAAAACAGAACUGAAGUUAAGGGGUUUGCCAGUUUCGGGCACCAAACCAGAUCUCAUCGAACGCCUAAAACCCUAUCAGGAAGCAAACAGCAGUAGCCUUGCUGCUGGCAGUAUUGUGGCAGUGUCAUCGUCAGCCGUUGUCACUAGUAACCCAGAAGUGACAGUGGCAUUGCCAGUUACAACACUACAUAACGCUGUGACUAGCUCAGCCUCCACUCUCAAGGCAGAACUGCCAUCUGCUGGAACCAGCAAUGUUGCCCAUGUGGAAAAUGUUCAUUCCCCUCUACCAAUCUCGCCAUCUCCCUCCGAACAGUCCAAUCUGAGCACCGAUGACACAAACAUGGCAGACACUUUCACUGAGAUUAUGACCAUGAUGUCUCCUUCACAGUUCCUGUGUUCAUCUCCUUUGAGAAUGGCUAAUAAUGAGGACAGCUUGAGUCCCACCAGCAGUACUCUGUCAAGUCUGGAACUGGAUGCAGCGGAGAAGGACCGCAAGCUCCAAGAGAAAGAGAAGCAGAUUGAAGAGCUGAAGAGGAAACUAGAACAAGAACAGAAGCUGGUAGAAGUUCUGAAGAUGCAACUUGAGGUUGAAAAACGAGGGCACGCGAGGGAAGCCCAGCCCAGUGCCCCAGCUCAUUCCCCCAACAAGUCAGAUCAGAAACAAGGUGGCAUUGGUCCCUCCAUCAAAGAUGAGACCCCGCCCCCCGACUGCUCCAGCUCCAGGCAGCCUCUCCCAGGAGCUAGCCACUCUGUAGCCCAGCCCGUCUGUACAGGUGGCCAGACCCUUGUUGCCAAAAAGGCUGUAGUUAUCAAGCAAGAGGCCCCCGUGGCCCAGGCGGAGCAACAGAGCAUCGUCUCGCAGUUUUAUGUGAGUUCCCAGGGACAGCCACCACCUGCCGUUGUCGCUCAGCCCCAGGCUUUACUGACCACACAAACCGCUCAGCUGCUGCUCCCGGUGUCCAUCCAGGGCUCCAGUGUCACCUCAGUACAGCUCCCAGUAGGCAGCCUCAAACUCCAGACUCCACCACAAGCAGGAAUCCAGACUCAGCCUCAGAUAGCACCUGCUGCACAGAUACCAACUGCUGCCUUGUCCUCAGGCUUGGCCCCAACCACACCCCAGAAACAGGACCCUUUCACAACGCACCUUCUCAGUCAGCCGCAGCAAGUCAGAAAGGUUUUCACAAACUCAGCAUCAUCAAAUACGGUUCUUCCCUAUCAGAGACAACCUGCUCCAGCAGUCCAGCAGCCCUUCAUUAACAAGGCCUCCAGCAGCAGUGUUCUACAGCCCAGAAAUGCUCCCCUUCCACCCCUGCAAAAUGGACCUAACACUGCCAGCAAGCCUAGUUCAUCCCCUCCACCUCAACAAUUUGUCAUCCAGCACUCUCUGUUUGGAAGCCCCGUCACCAAGACAAAAGACCCUCCCCGCUACGAGGAGGCCAUCAAGCAGACCCGCAGUGCACAGGCCUCCCUUCCUGAGAUUUCCAAUGCACACAGUCAGCAGAUGGAUGACCUCUUUGAUAUCCUCAUUAAGAGCGGUGAGAUAUCCCUCCCUAUAAAAGAAGAGCCUUCUCCUAUUUCCAAAAUGAGACCAGUGACUGCCAGCAUCACCACAAUGCCAGUCAACACAGUGGUGUCCCGGCCACCACCCCAAGUCCAAAUGGCACCACCUAUAUCCUUGGAACCCAUGAGCAGUUUAUCUGCCAGCUUAGAGAACCAAUUAGAAGCUUUCUUGGAUGGAACUUUACCUUCGGCCCAUGAAAUUGCUCCACUGCAGAGCAGCAGUGAAGAUAGAGAACCCUUCUCGUUGAUUGAGGAUCUCCAGAACGAUCUGCUGAGUCACUCAGGUAUACUGGACCAUUCGCACUCACCCAUGGAGACAGCCGAGACCCAGUUUGCUGCCAGUACUCCCUGCCUGUCUCUUGACCUUUCAGACUCAAACUUGGACAACAUGGAGUGGUUAGACAUCACCAUGCCCAGCACAUCUUCCGGACUCACUCCUCUCAGUGCCACUGCACCAAGUAUGUUCUCUACUGACUUUCUGGACCCACAAGACCUACCUUUGCCAUGGGACUAAUGUCACAGAUUUCUUUUCUCAGAGUUCAUGAGGUUUAAGAACAUGAAGAAGAUUCUAAGAGGUCAGUCUUUAGAGAUAGAGCCAUAGUUGCAGAGUUGCAUUAAAAUAUGUUGUCACAGAAAGAAUGGAUAGAAGAAGGUCAUAGCCUGGAACCCAAGUUUGAAAACAUUUCAUUGCAUCGAGCAAUGAAAUGCUACAAUGAAUUUCUACAAUUUAAUACAGCACAGGGCCUUCUGAAAAACACAGUAGACAAAGAAAACUCAUCUGAUUCUUCGGACUGCAGUAAAGAAUGAUAAAGCACCUGUACAUAAACACAUAAAGAAAAGUAAUGUACGCAGGAAAAUGACAUUAGGAUUCUCUGCAAUCACUUUAUUUAAACGUCUAUGGUCACUUUAAGACCCCAGAUAGAAGGCAUUUAAUUCCACUCAAAAAAUAAGGCUGAUGAGAGGGAGGUGAGAGGUCACUGCACUCAGUACUUCCUAGAGAGGGCCUGAGCCACGCCCAAGACACAGUGGGGGUCGAGAGCACUGGAGCGUGCUGGCCACUUUGGUGACAGCAUCUAGCUGAAGACUUUUGGUUCCAUUCAGAAACCUAUGUAAUUUUUUGUGUGUUACAGUUUAUUUUGUGAUUUUUGGAAUCUCACUUUAUAUUUCCACGUUUAAAUUUAAAAGAAAAAUCUUCCAGCAUAAUCAGAAGAUGUGUACAAAAUACUGUCACAAAAAAUCCACUGUAAAAAGUCCAGGUGUAUUGAUAACACUGAAAAUUCACAGCCCUCUGGGUUGAUUAGAUUGAUUUAGUGGUGUAUAUUAAGCUCUUGUAUGUACGCUCUGACACAGUGAUUUGUACAGCCUACAUUGGGGUAAGGAAAUGGGUAUACAAUGGUCCUACUUUUUUUUAAUGACAUUAUUUCUAGAAUACUUGAGCCACGUUUAUUUCUGUACUUAAAGAAUUGCUGACUAACGUUCAGGUAACCAGACCCAUCUCAAAGAAUCAAGAAAAGGCUUUAACAUGAAAUAUCUUUCUGAGCUGGUGAGUUGGAAGAAUGGAAGGUGAGGGAGAUCUGUCAUCUAGCCAGGACAUUUCCAGGAUGAAUCCAGGCUGGACUGUGCCAGGUACACGGCGGGCCGCUGGCUCCCAGCUUUGGCUGUCUGUCUUCUGCCUCUGAUCCCGGGUUACCAUUUCAUAGGCUUGUAACUGGAUGUCCCACCUGAGCGCUCACUAUAUUGUCAAGCUGAAGAUUGAGAAACUGGAGGUUUUAUUAGUUUUUUAAUAUAGAAAAAAGUUAUUACAUAUUUGUUAAGUAGUUUCUUAAGAAUUUCAAAAAUGCCAACUACCAUGAGAUUAUUUCAAGCUAAUCAUUUAGGUUUAUGAUAAUGUAAAUAACUGAUCAAAAACUGAAAUCUAUAAAAAGAGUAUAGAGGUUUUUAUUAAAUACUAAUACUGUGCACUCUGCCUCACCCUAUGUAAACCCUACGGCCAGGCUGAACCUGGUUCAUUAAAUGGUAAGUGUUCCACAGUGACGUGCAGGAGGCAGCCUGGCCUAAUAUUUGGAAAGAAUUUGUGAAUCUUUUCAGGUUUGUAUUUUUGGCUUAUAAAUUUUGCUACAUGUAAGAAAAGUCUGCUUUUCCUGCAUGAAGCACGAUGGAGCCCUCUGCUGCCCGGCACUUCCUGCCUGAGGCACUCAAAGCUCUGCCAGUCUUUUCCAGUGCUUCAAGGCAGAGGUCGCUGUGCUGAGUAUAGUCUGUGGUGAGUCGUUUGUGUUUAGAAAUUGGUAAACCAGCGCACGGGAUACAGGAACUCUGUUAACUAGAACACCAUUACCCGACCAAGCCCAGCGAGAGUUUACCCCACUAGACAUAGUGUUACCCUCAUGCCAGUUCCCUUGACAAGGGCCUUUCCCCAGGGCCAGGCUGUUUCUUGGGAAGGUACUUUUUUUAUGGGAGGUCUUGGCUAUGGGUUUUUUGCUGAGGGUUUGUGUCUAGGUAUUAUCAGGUCCAUAUUUGGGCCCUGAGCACCUUUUCCAUUAAGAUUUAAAUGGCUUAUUAAAUUAGCACCAAGCAUCAGUGGGACUGGAGGAGGCAACUGAACAGCUAGUGCAAUUAACUCUUGUUGAAUAACUUUAUGUUUUCAUAAUCCUGAGUUAUGUAAAUAAAUAGUUUUCUAGCCCUCCAUUCCCUUUAUUGCUUUUUAAGAUAGAGUUUGAAACAUGCCACAGGAAGGUUGCUCUCCAAAAAUACACAAUGCAGUGCAAAGAAUGCAUCAGCCUGCUGUCUGUGACUGUGUAUUCUUGCACCAUUCCACGUGGUCCUCCUGUUCUGGCUCGAAUAGCUAACUGGACACCAGUGACAUGCGUGCAGCCCUCCAGGACCUCCACUACGUAGCCCCAGGUUGGAGUGAAAUAACGCACAAGUGGUGUACCCACACACAUGACAUGAACAAAGACAAUGUUCUGUAAACAAGGCCAUGAGUGAACUCACUGGUGUGAUGGGAAGUGUAAUGGGGAGGAGUGUGUGGGACUAAGGAAGAUUGUUGUCAUGUAAGGUUAUAGCCACUGGAGCACAGGUCACCACACCCCAUGCUCAGGACGUGUCUGUGUAGUUGGCACUGUCACGUGUCAUACUGUGGAAUGUCAUAUUGCCAAGAAACAACUAAUUCCCAGUCUUACUUCCCUACAUAUUCUUGAAAUGCAAUAGUAUCAACCUUCCUCUUCUGUUGUACAUAGAUACCAGAUCAUCUUAAUGGGGGUGGGACAAAUUAAAAGUACUAUACCAAAGCCUGUAUAAAGUCUUUGGAGAGCCAGGGCUAUGUGUUCAUCUUGUACAUUUCAGCAAAGCAUCUGCUAAGAAACCUCUUAGGACAUUGUUAGUGGUUCACAUGCUAGUGUUUCUCCUGAAAUGUGCAAUCUACUGUAUAGUAUUUGCCACAUAUUUCUAUAUAGAUGCAUUCUGAAUUUGUGGAAUUUCUUGCUUAGAUACUAUUUGUGUUUGUUUCAUAUGAGUAUUUUUGUAAUACUAAAGAGAUCUUAUUAAAUAUUUGAAUUUCCUUUAGAAAGACUACAUGAUCCUGUGAUCCCUAUAAAUGACCCUUCGGGGCUUGUGAGUACUGUUUAGGAGCAGUGGCAAAGGCUCCUGGGAUUGCCUCUAGGCUCAUGGACGGCCAAGUCCUGGUAGUGAGAUAGCACCCCUGAACUGUGCAGUCAGCAGACACAGCGGGUGUCUCAGGAGCUUGUUUCCCAUUUUGUCACCAAAGCUGACUCAGGCUUCCUUCACCCUCAACCCCAGCUCAUCCAGGCAGCACAGCUUUCUUCAGAGUCCUUUCAGAAUCACCAGGCUGAAAUUAGCCAAACAUCUGUCCCUGGGAUAGUCCCUUUACUAUCCUCAAAUGGACUUGGCCUUAGAGAAGUAGUAAAGUACUUCAGUAGGGUUGAAGAUAUUUAGGAGAAGCCCACAUUUCCGUGUACAUCCUCACACUGUUUUCCAUGAGCUCAUGUGGUGGCCAGCCUUAGAGAACCACGUGGCUGACAGGCAGAUGGGGACCACAUGGCACUGCUGGGGACUUUUAAGAAAACUACAGAGAGAAUAGAUAAUCAUUAUCUAGUAGAGCAGCACAGGUCGGUUUAACCAAAUUCACAAAUAAUUCCUCAUUUUUCACUAUUCAUUACUACAAAAAUGAAUGUUGAACACUGGCAACAGAGAAUACCCAUUCAAAUUGUCCCGCUGACUGGAGGCCGCAAAGUUAGCCCAAAAUUAACAAAGACCAUUAACUGGAAGGUCAGAUUCAUCAAGGAGCAUAGCUUACACGUGCAUAAGUGUGUAUUUGGAGAGCAUCCUAACUGCAUUUCAGCUAAUCUUUUAAGUAAUUUCAGUCAAAACUGGAAAAUAAUUAAGAUGUAGCAAUUUUUUUUCCUGGUUCAAACCUUCAAAAAUUUGUUCAUUCAGCAGUCUUUCUGGGCUGCGUUGUUACUUGUAAAGUGAUUCUGUCUACAUGGCUAUAGGUAGGUCCGUGUUUUCCCCCAUGUCCCGUUUUUUUUUUUUUUUUUUACGGUAUCCGAGGAAACACGUCAGUGCAAAGAGCUUCUCCCUGAAAUCUCUUGCAGAAGGCCUAUAAUUGGAAAAGCUGCACAUGUUUACAGACCUCUUAUCCUACACAUGAACACAUUGCUCUGUGAAUCGUUAUUGGAAAAUGUCACAAUUUUGUGACAAGAUAGCAAUCUCAGAUCUACAAGGUGCUGUCUGGAAUCAAAUAAAACAGGUUCUUGGAGAUACGAACACAGCUACAGUGUCUAAUAGAGCUUUAUGCCAACUACUAUGACAAAGCUUUAGCAAAGUUUAUAGAAUCACCGAAACUCAUAACAGUUACCUCUGUACAUGUCGCUAUAAGGAAUCUUGCUAAUUAGGAAGAGGAAACAUUUAGGAAAAGGUUUAGUAUCUACCAAAAGUACUUGAUUUCAACUAACCAAUAGUAAUGCAGACUUGCUUUAAAGGAACCAAAGGCAUUGCCAAGUAUUUGCCAAAAGGAGGCACUUUUUAUUUAAAAUGUGAGACUAGUGAGAUCUCAAAAAUCAGUCCCAAAAAUGGUAUUAUCCAUUUAAGGUUAUACUUUUCACAAAGAUGUAGAUAUUUCUCUAUUGUUUUCAUGUAAAAUAGUAUAGAGUUGUUUGUUGGUUUAAGAAUAAUACAUAUUCAGUAGUAAUACAAAGUUUCUUUCUGUGUAGAAAUUAGUUUUCUUUUCUUGCUUGCAAUAGAAAUGCAACGUGAUAGGUGUUUCUCUUCUUUAUUUUCAUCAUCACAUUAUGUCUUAGCAUCUCACUUUAUGAAAAAAAGGAGAAAGAUACCAAUCUACAGAGCCCUGCUUGUUGAAGCACUUGUUUAACAAAAAAUUAUGGCAAUCGGGGGUCCAUUCAUGUAUUGCCUUUAUGUUGUUUUUUAAAAGAAAAACCAUGAUGCCUUUGUAUUUGCUGUUUGCACCCCUGAAAUCAAUUCCAUAUCAUGUCUGAAUGCCAUACGUUUCGCACGUGCACUGUGCAUAGGCAACGUGUACUGUACUUUUAUAUGUGUGCACAUUUAUCAUCAGAUCUUUUGUACACAGUGGCAGUAUCAUAGCUGUUUGGGAAAUGUUUGAUAUCUCAGCAAUUUUGCAUUUUUGUGUCUUAAAUAAAAAGCGUUUUGAUGUA
Messenger RNA from Nycticebus coucang (slow loris), 8948 nucleotides. It is a transcript of the gene MRTFB, whose product is annotated as myocardin related transcription factor B. The record is from RefSeq and is a predicted model, not a curated record. Bases 479 to 3775 code for a protein of 1098 amino acids. The transcript has 19 exons. Gene Ontology annotation, biological process: smooth muscle cell differentiation. NCBI's taxonomy places the organism in Eukaryota, Metazoa, Chordata, Mammalia, Primates, Lorisidae.